AGAAUUUAGAGUGCGCGAGAUAAUGUCAUCCGGGACCAUCGUUAUGGACCAAGAUGACUUGGACCCGGAGGCUUCGGAUUCUCUUAUCCACGGGAUUCACGGAGCGCACCGGGCCAGGCCGUCCUCUUACCGGGCGCUGCGCAGCGCCGUGUCCAGCCUGGCGCGAAUAGAUGACUUUAUCUGCGAGAAGAUCGGCUCAGGUUUCUUCUCAGAGGUUUUCAAGGUGCAGCAUCGUAUCACCGGGCAGGUGAUGGCUCUGAAGAUGAACACCAUGGCCAGUAACAGAGCCAACAUGCUGAAGGAGGUACAGCUGAUGAACCGCCUCAGACAUCCCAACAUACUCAGGUUUGUGGGAGUUUGUGUACAUGAGGGACACCUUCAUGCCCUGACAGAGUACAUUAAUGGCGGUAACCUGGAGCAGCUGCUGAACAGUGACGUGUUCCUGUCCUGGGCUGUGAGAAUAAACCUCAGUCUGGACAUUGCCAGAGGACUGCAGUACCUUCACAGCAAGGGCAUAUUUCACAGAGACCUUACGUCAAAGAACUGUCUGGUACGCUGGGAGAACGGGCAGUGCAGUGCCGUGGUGGGGGACUUUGGCCUGGCGGAGAAAAUUCCUGAUCACAGUGAUGAGGCAGGGAAAGAGAGCUUGGCUGUCGUCGGCUCCCCCUACUGGAUGGCUCCGGAGGUGCUCAGAGGAGAACAUUACAAUGAAAAGGUAGAUGUAUUUGCCUACGGAAUCAUUCUCUGUGAGAUUAUUGGUCGGAUACAGGCGGAUCCUGACUUCCUCCCACGGACAGAGGACUUCGGUCUGGAUGUGGAGGCCUUUCGGCAGAUGGUGGGAGACUGUCCACCUCAUUUCUUUAACCUCACAGUCGUCUGCUGCAGUAUGAACCCAGACAGUCGACCCUCAUUCACAGAGGUGGUGGCAGAGCUGGAGAAGAGAGUGAGUGAUCGAGAGCAGAGUGAAUUUAUGGAGCCUGAUGUAGAGGACCGGUUGUCAACAAACACAUCGCCUUUGAGUCAGAAGCAUUCUCUAGACAUUCCUGUCUACCAGCGUCUCUGCCGUAGCAAUUCAGACGUGCUUCUCCCUCCGUCCCCUCUCCUGACUCAGACCACACCGAUACGUGUCAACCCCUUCUCCCAGCGCCAAGACCUCAACGGCGGCCGCAUCAAGCUCUUCGACACCCCCAGCAAGUCUGUUAUUUCCCUCACCUUUGCUCUCCCUCCACUUCCUGACCCCAGCAGCCCUGUCUCCGCUGACAAGGGCCCGCCCCAUUUUCACAGACGCUGUCAAUCACUGCCCUGCACGCCAGAAGACAUCCAGUCUUUACGUGGCACUGGUGACAAGGAGAAAUGCGAGAAUAAUCGAAGUGUUAUGGACACGGAUGUAAAUCCAGUCAGUGGAAAUAUGUUGGACAUGGGGAGGGACAGUGUGUUGACCACGAGCAACGAGAGUAUUGCUGAUCUGCCUAAUAUUAGUGAGCUUGUUGAUGCACCUGUUGAGAACGACAAGGAGAAUCUUGAAAUGAGAAGUCAAGAAAAUGUAGCUGAUGACUCCGGUCUCCUGUUAGAUCUAGAGUUGAUGUCUCCAAACAAAUCAGUGUUAGAGGAGAAUGUUGUGGAGCCUAUGGACUGCACCAGCUCUCCUGAUACACAAGAUGGCGCCGGUGCUACUUCAACCAAACCCUUCUCCAAUGGCUGGAGCUCCCCGAUCUCCAACGAACCGCCCUCUUUACCUCCGUUACUAGACACGGACAACAACAACAGCAGCGUCCCUAUAAAUCGAUCUCUGGGAUGGGAGGAUAACAACUCCAACGGUGCCACUACGCCUCUUACAUCUCCGGAACAGGAUGAGGUCAUAUCCUGUCCGGGUUGCUGCCUGGCAGGGAUGAGAUUCCCUUCCAUUUGCGCACGUGGACCUCGGCAAAACCCCUACAAGAACUUGAAUGGCGACGCGGCUGGGAAAAGGCUUCUGUGCAAAGCAUUGCCGCCCUCGCCCACAGAUCCAAACAUUGCUCUGCCUGGCACACGGACAUAAAUUAUACCUGCAUGGUGAAGCGCUACAUUUAAAAAGGAUGCUACUGCUUAAUGCACUUGAACUGAGAUCGAGCUCAAAAAUGUCUUUCUGGGGAGGAAAAAAAAAUCUUAUGUAUUAUUGUUUUGACUAGGUGGAUCAUUUAGUAUUCUGAUCUCAUGUCCUAGUCCUCUAAACUUGAACACUCCCAUAGGUUUUAAUGCCUUUCUAAUGACACAUGUUGUUAAUAUUUUUGUUAUUUUUACUAUUAUUUGAAAGUUUAUGAGAAUACUUUGAGUGGAGAAAAAAAAUGAUGUAUUAUUUUAUUAAUGACAUUAAAUGACAUGAGCUAA
Messenger RNA from Megalobrama amblycephala (Wuchang bream), 2367 nucleotides. It is a transcript of the gene tesk1b, whose product is annotated as testis associated actin remodelling kinase 1b. The transcript has 10 exons. Gene Ontology annotation, cellular component: nucleus; cytoplasm. NCBI's taxonomy places the organism in Eukaryota, Metazoa, Chordata, Actinopteri, Cypriniformes, Xenocyprididae. Bases 23 to 2038 code for a protein of 671 amino acids. Gene Ontology annotation, biological process: protein phosphorylation; positive regulation of stress fiber assembly; actin cytoskeleton organization. The record is from RefSeq and is a predicted model, not a curated record. Gene Ontology annotation, molecular function: protein serine/threonine kinase activity; ATP binding.